AGCUUCUUUUCUAUGCAGGUUCUUCUUCUCCACCCAACAGCAGCCCACCCUAUCCCUACAACUUCUCUGCCCAACAAUCAGCCUCUUUCCAUGCAAUUUCUUCUUGUUCUCCGCCCAACAACCGGCCUUUCUCCAUGCAAGAUCUGCUUCUUCUUCUUUGCCAACUAGUCGGCCUCUCUCUACGCCCAACAGCUGGCCUCUCUCUAUGCAAGUUCUUCUUGUUCUCCGCCCAACAGCCGGCCUUUCUCCAUGCAAGAUCUGCUUCUUCUUCUUCGCCGAGCAGCCGGCCUCUCUCUAUGCAAGACCUUCUUGUUUUCUGCUCAGCAACCGGCCGUGCAAGAUCUUCUUCUUCUCCGCGCAGCAGCAGCCCACCCAAUCCUUAAAACUUUCCCAAGCAAUCUCUAGUCCCAUUCCACAAAUUGGGGGCCAAAAUCCCCAGAAUUUUCACUGUCAAUAUCUUCCCCAUUACUUCGAUCUUGAUGAAAUUUCCUCCAUAGAAGAAGGUCAAUUUUUUGUCACCCAUCCUGUAAAAAUAAGAGGAAACACAUAUAUGAACAUUUAAACAAGAUGUAAAAAUAAUUAAGAAAAAAGCUGAUUAAAGAUGAAAACUCAUA
Messenger RNA from Rubroshorea leprosula, 614 nucleotides. NCBI's taxonomy places the organism in Eukaryota, Viridiplantae, Streptophyta, Magnoliopsida, Malvales, Dipterocarpaceae. The record is from the annotation of a GenBank genome assembly.